Molecule: messenger RNA, 369 nt
Organism: Aspergillus oryzae RIB40
Lineage: Eukaryota; Fungi; Ascomycota; Eurotiomycetes; Eurotiales; Aspergillaceae
Exons: 2
Coding region: 1-369 (122 amino acids)
Source: RefSeq, a predicted model, not a curated record
AUGCGACCAGGAUCGUCCAUGGAUAGCGACCCAGAGGCCAUGCGUGCACGUAAUGUCAUGUCGCCGUUGACACGCGGGCCAUUGACUGGUGCUUAUGAGAACUAUCUCCUCGUCCGACCUUAUCCAUCUCUUCGCACUCUCUUCACAUCGCCUUCACUCCGAAUCCCAGGCAUGUUGCAGUCUUCUUUUCUUUCUCGUAUCGGCAGCUCGAAAGCUGUGAGAGAAGAGCUUGUGCAAGCUAUGAUGAGCGGCCGGAGCGUGACCGCUCGCAUCAAAUGGGUCAGCCGUUACAAUGCUGGAGGUCGCAAUCGAUGGAUACAUUACCAGGUAGUUUUGAGCGAUCUGAUUGGCGGAGAUCGAGGGAUAUGA